Messenger RNA from Hyaena hyaena (striped hyena), 1759 nucleotides. Its product is annotated as solute carrier family 22 member 9-like. Gene Ontology annotation, molecular function: transmembrane transporter activity. The record is from RefSeq and is a predicted model, not a curated record. Gene Ontology annotation, biological process: transmembrane transport. Gene Ontology annotation, cellular component: membrane. The transcript is spliced from 10 exons. Bases 1 to 1659 code for a protein of 552 amino acids. NCBI's taxonomy places the organism in Eukaryota, Metazoa, Chordata, Mammalia, Carnivora, Hyaenidae.
AUGGGCUUUCAGGACCUCCUGGAUCAAGUUGGAGGCCAGGGAAGAUUCCAGAUCCUUCAGCUGGUGUUCCAUAGCAUCGUCAACCUCAUAGUGUACCCUCACGUUUUAUUGGAGAACUUCACCGCCAUAGUCCCUGAUCACCGCUGCUGGGUCCGCCACCUUGACAAUGACAUUGCCUCUGCUAACAGCACUGGGAUCUUCAGCCAAGAAGCCCUCCUGAGAAUCUCCAUCCCACUGGACUCAAAUCGGAGGCCAGACAAGUGUCAUCGCUUCCUCCACCUGCAGUGGCAGCUCCUUCACCUGAAUGGGACCUUCCCUAACACGAGUGAGGUGGACACGGAGCCCUGUGUGGACGGCUGGGUGUAUGACAACAGCUCCUUCCCCUCCACCAUCGUGACUGAGUGGGACCUGGUAUGUGAAUCUCAGUCACUGAAAUCAAUGACCAAAUUCUUAUUCAUGGCUGGCAUGUUGGUGGGAAGCAUCAUAUUUGGCUAUUUAUCAGACAGGUUUGGGAGGAGGUUAAUUCUCAGGUGGUGUUUCCUCCAGCUCGCCAUUGCUGAUACCUGUGCAGCCUUUGCUCCCACCUUCCUCAUUUAUUGCACACUCCGCUUCCUGGCUGGCUUUUCUACCAAGACCAUCCUGAUAAACUCCAUGAUGCUUAUUGCAGAAUGGACAGUGCCCCGAUUCCAAGUUAUGGGAAUGGCAGUGGCCAUCUGUGGCGCUUGUGUGGGACAGAUGAUCCUCGGAGGACUGGCCUUUGCCAUUCGAGACUGGCAUACCCUUCAGCUGGUGGUUUCCGUACCAUUGUUUGUCAUUUUUCUUUUCUCAAGGUGGCUGAUGGAGUCUGCUCGGUGGCUGAUUAUCACCAACAAACCUGAGGAAGGCUUAAAGGUGCUUAGAAAAGUUGCACUCUGGAAUGGAAAGAAGAAUUCUGGAGACACCCUCACCAUGGAGGUUUUGAGAUCCAGCAUGCGGGAGGAGCUGGAGGCAGCACAGAAAAAAACUUCUCUGCGUGAUUUGUUCCACACACCUACCCUGCGCAGAAGGAUCUAUUUUGCGUCCUUUGUGAGAUUUGGAACCUACAUGUCCUUUUAUGGCCUGAAUCUCCACCUCCAGCACAUUGGAACAAACGUUUACCUGUCACAGGUUCUCUUUGGCCUAAUCAACUUCCCAGCCAAUUAUAUUGCAGUUUUGGCCCUGAAUCAUGUGGGCCGUCGAAUAAGCCAGACAAUUUUCUUGUCCUUCUUUGGAAUCUCCGUUAUGACCAUCACAUUUCUGCCUGAAGAAAUGCAGACCCUGCGUCUUGCUUUGUCGACUCUGGGAGUCGGAGUUUGCGCGGCAGCAGUUAUGUGUUCUUCUGUCCAUGGAAACGAACUAAUUCCUACUGUAAUCAGGGCAACAGCUCUAGGAAUCCUGGGAAUUUCUGCUAAUAUCGGGGCAGCCCUGGCUCCCGUCUUGAUGAUCCUAACCAUGUAUUCGCCCCACCUGCCCUGGAUCGUGUAUGGAGUCUUCUCCAUCCUCGCUGGUCUUGUUGCCCAACUCCUUCCUGAAACCAGGAACCAGCCCCUGCCUGACUCCAUCCGGGACGUGGAAAAAGAGAGAAAAGGCUCAAGAAAAGUAAAGCAGGAAAAUACUUUCAUGAAAGUGACACAGUUUUAAGGAAUUCCAGGAACUGCUACUCAAAGACCAAGAUAGAGGCAGGAAAAUCAGGACCGUUCGCAGAAGUUGGAAAAGUAUGUAAAAUAAAAUAAAAAGAUAU